This is a messenger RNA of Suhomyces tanzawaensis NRRL Y-17324, 2031 nucleotides long. RefSeq names its product Zn(2+) transporter. The transcript has a single exon. Bases 1 to 2031 code for a protein of 676 amino acids. NCBI's taxonomy places the organism in Eukaryota, Fungi, Ascomycota, Pichiomycetes, Serinales, Debaryomycetaceae. The record is from RefSeq and is a predicted model, not a curated record.
AUGGCUUCCGAACGGGAUGAGAGAGACGAAUACAGGGCCAGGGCGGAACGCCAAUUGAACAGCGCCACGCCCACGCUUAUGGACUCUCCCAUACCUCCAGUCAGAACCCCAAAUGGUGUCCACAGACACUCGUACCAAGGCAUACCCGAUUCGUUGUUGGACAAGGCAGCAGAGGAGUUGUCCAACAUCACGUCGUGGCAAGUGCCAGCAGUGAACGCGUCGUUUGCCGCCACUGGUGACAUUCACGAACAACGAACCCAAAGGCCAGCAGACAUCAGAAAACUCAGCAGCGCCAACUUCUCGUCCGACUCGUUGGUGGACCCAAAUCCCGCUCCAUUGACCCCCACCAUCAACUCGGUGGGUGGCUCCUACAGCCCUGCCACCAACACCCGCCGGUACUCCAACUCGUCGCGCCCCAGACCCAAGUCUGCUGUGUUCAUGAUGGACUCCAACUUCGCCAUCUCUGAAGACGGCAGUCCCAUCCAGUCGCCCAUUAGCAAUACCCCAAGAUCACGAAACUCGGUCCACUUUGGCCAGAGAAACUCUUACAUUCCUAACACCACCUUCCCUCCUACAGGACCCGUAGCUAUGCCUCCUCGGUCCUCGUCGCCCACUAGAUCCACCUCCCCAUCGAGACAGAGUAGGAACUACCGCUCCAAGUCCCCUGUGAGAAGGCUGUCCUCGCCUUCAAAGACAUACCUGCCUUUCAACUUCCAACCCCAAGAAAUGAUGCUCCAGAAUAACAAUUCAAACCAGUCUCUUCUGCUCAAACCAGCACACAGAAAGGGGCACAAGUACAAACACUCCUCGGUUUCUAUGAACUUGUUCCAAGAACCUCCACCUUCCUUGGCCACAGACAACCAACUACUCAAGAUCCCCAGUCUGUACCCAAUCCCAAACUUCAAAGAAUCGUUAGCAUCGAUCACUCCAGCCCAAAAAUUGAAGGUUAGCUGGUCUUUCAUUCAUCUUUCUUUGUCCCUCAUAGUUUUCCUCAUAGGUCUCAGGUACAAGCUUUCUGCGUUGUCAACAUUGGCCCAUCUCAUCUUUUACGACUCGAUUGGUUCAAUCGUGAUUGUAUUCGUGGAUAUCAUGUCAAACUUUGAGGUCUGGAACAACUCUUCCAUUACAUAUCCUUUUGGGUUAGGAAGACUCGAGGUAUUAGUAGGUUUCGCAUUGAGUGCAUCUUUGGUGAUGGUGGGCUUCGAUCUUGUUAGCCACUUUGUUGAAGAAUUCAUAAUCGAGCUUGUGGUCGACCCAGAUGCUGCUGCCCAUGGUGAACAACACAACUCGCACCAUAUCCAUGGUGAUGGUGGUGGAAUCACCAACUGGUUCACCUACGAAUUGGUUUUGAUUGUCACCAUGGUUGUCACGUUGAUCACCUCCAAUUACAUUUUGGCUUACGAAAAGAUCAAUGAAAUGAUUUCUUCUCAAGAAGAGAAAUCGUUUAUUACCGAGAAAUCCAGAGAAAAGAGUGGGAUCUUGGGUGAUACCGUAAAGAAUACGAGUGCCCCCCAGAGUGUCAUUUCGGAUUUGAAAAAAUAUGUUGACGUCUGGACCAAGAACCCUACUCAUUUCUUGACCUUGAGUUACUCGACGUUCUUGAUGAUCAUUCCAGUUAUUCCUCUGAGUUUUGACUCAGAGACCGUGGACUUGAACGAGAUGGCAUCGUUGAUCGUUGCACUUUUGUUGUGUUACACUGGCUGGAGAUUGGUCAAAUCCUUGGGGGGUAUUUUAUUAUGCUCCUAUCCUCAUUCAGACUAUGACUACCACAAAUUGAAGUGCAGCAUUAUGGACCAGAUUCUCUCCAUGGAUUUCUUCAAGCACACCUAUACGGUAGAGAAGUUUUUCAUCACCAAAUUCAACUACCAGUUGUUUGUUGUUGGCCUUCAAAUCAACAUGAAGGGUGCGUCCAACGACGAUGAAUCGAGGCUCCGGUUCGAAAUAGCCAGGAUUGUGAAGAGAGAAAUAGAGAAGAUUGAUACUCAUAAAAAUACCAAGAUCGAGAAUACCAUAGACAUAAAUAGAAUUUAG